AAAUGUUGGUCAAACAUAUGUUUAUUGUUGUAGUGCGGCAUGUGCUCCGAUUUGUUAAUAUUGCCGCUCAACUUGCUAGAUAAUAGCGAAUUGGAGCCACAACGAUGUGUUGUACCUGCUCAAUAUGGACGGGAAUUUCAUAGCAGAUGGUGCAAGUGUUUGCUGCACGAUGGCAGCUAUGCCGUUUGCCGAGUGACUGCAAGGGAUGCUCAUGAAACCUGUUGCUUUCUGGACGACGUAGUCACAUCAAAGAAUUUCACUGUGAAUAAUCAACGCCUCUGCAGCUUUGAGCCUUUAAAGCAGUUUACGGAAGUGUCAGAAGUCGGCUGCGUUGUUACAAUCAACGAGCAGCUGCUAGAACGUCCAAACAUUUCAUUGGAGGAACUGCGCGACGAUGUUCGCAUAUUUCUGCGGCACCUUAAACUCAUCUCAGGCUGUCAUGUGCAACAUACACGCCUCCAGAAACUCGGCAUCGUCAGCAUUGAAGUCUGUUAUGCCACUGGAUUAGAAGACAAUAGUUGCUUUGAACUACAACGCGAGACGCCUCUAAAGAUUGUGGAUGUGCGCUUGGCUACACCUUCCGCGUUGCCACGGCCACCACACUAUCACACCCAAGGCUUUGAGAAAGCACUGGAGGCAUUGGGUCAGCUGCUCAUCAACGCUGCCAGGCAACAGCUGCAUGGCCUGCCACUAAAUGCGCUGCUCGUUGGUCCAGUGGGUUGUGGCAAGAGCACGUUGCUAGCUGAGUUGCUGCAUGCCCACAACUGUAAUGUCUUAUACGUGACGGCGUCGCAGGUGCUACGCUCUUAUCCCGGCGAGACGGAGCAGCAACUGCGUCGCAUCUUCCACGCGGCGCACGCUUUCAAACAGCGGCUGCAGCCGAAUCAACGAAUUGUGCUGGUGCUCGAGGAUCUGGAGUUGUUCUGUCCUGCGGAAUCACAAGAUCCUGCUGCGCUGCGCAUUGCAGCACAGCUCUACAGGCUCAUCGAUGAGCUGCCGCAACACAACAGCGGCAUCUUGUGCCUGGCCACCAGCAGUGCUCCAGAUGCCAUCAAUAACCAAGCACGACGCGCCGGUCGCUUUGGUCAUGAGAUUAGCAUAGAGCUGCCCACGGUGCAGCAGCGUCGUCAGCUUUUUGCUUCACUCUGGCAGCGGCAACCAGAUAAAGCGGAGCUGCUUACCGAAGCAGCGCAGGAUUAUGUGGCGCAACACACGCAAGGCUUUGCUAUCGCCGAUCUCGAGCUGUUCAAACGGCAGCUGCAACAAAAACUUAUCAACCACUGUCCAACUGCGGCAGAGUUUGAACUCCUGUUGCAGCAGACGUUGCUGCAAUGCAAGCCCAGCGCUUCACGUGCCAGCGAUGUCCGAGUUCAGCACUUGACCCAGGGAUUCGAAGUGAUUGGCGGCAUGGCGGCAUUGAAGCGCACGCUACAGGUAUCCAUUUUGGCUGCACUGCAGCAGAGCGCCGCCCAUGCACGCUUUGGCCUCAGCUUGCCACGUGGUGUGCUGCUCUACGGUCCUCCAGGCUGUGCCAAGACAAGCAUAGCCAAAUGCCUGGCCAAGGAGGCGCACAUGAGCUUUAUAGCCACCUCGGCGGCCGAGGUCUACUCCCCCUAUGUGGGCUGUGCCGAGCGCUUUGUUGCCCAAUUGUUUAACACGGCUCGCAAGCAUGCGCCUUGCCUCAUCUUUCUGGACGAGAUUGAUGCCCUCGUCGGACGCCGGACGGUAGCCAAUGGCACGGGAGGAGGUAGUGUACAGCUGCGCAUUUUGUCCACGCUCCUCACCGAGAUGGAUGGCAUUGUUAGUGUCGCUGGUCAACAGCACAUUCUUGUGGUGGCCGCCACAAAUCGUCCAGAUAUGCUCGAUGAUGCGCUGCUGCGUCCGGGUCGCUUUGACAAGCUCAUCCACGUUCCAGCACCGGAUUUGGAGUCACGUCUAGCGCUGCUCCAGUUGCACAGCAAACGAAUGCCCUUUGAUAAACGUCUGCAGCUAGAGGAGAUCGCGGCACGCACCGAUCGCUUCUCGGGCGCGGAUCUGUGCAAUCUUUGCAAUGAAGCGGCGAUUGAGGCAUUCCAGCGGGACUUUGAUUGUAGCAGCAUUGAGCUGCAGGACUUUGAAACUGUGCUGAGCCGACUGAAGUCUUCGCUUAGCCAAAACCAGAUCGAAAGUUACUACCAAUUCCAGUCCAGCAGAUUGUAAUGGAUUGCAAGGCAAAUAAAUCAGGGACUAAAAUUAUUAUUGUAAAUAAACCAAUUGUAAAAAUGAGAACUUGUUUUUUC
Drosophila nasuta is the source of this 2279-nucleotide messenger RNA. RefSeq lists its product as uncharacterized. Lineage: Eukaryota; Metazoa; Arthropoda; Insecta; Diptera; Drosophilidae. The record is from RefSeq and is a predicted model, not a curated record. The transcript has a single exon. Gene Ontology annotation, biological process: mitotic spindle disassembly; autophagosome maturation; retrograde protein transport, ER to cytosol. Gene Ontology annotation, molecular function: ATP binding; ATP hydrolysis activity; polyubiquitin modification-dependent protein binding. Gene Ontology annotation, cellular component: VCP-NPL4-UFD1 AAA ATPase complex; nucleus; cytosol. Bases 40 to 2199 code for a protein of 719 amino acids.